Molecule: messenger RNA, 303 nt
Organism: Protopolystoma xenopodis
Lineage: Eukaryota; Metazoa; Platyhelminthes; Monogenea; Polystomatidea; Polystomatidae
Source: the annotation of a GenBank genome assembly
AUGCGCGAACAUCUGGCAAGUACCCUGCAACCUACUGCAUCUGCGGCGUCUGAAGCUAAGCCAAACUCUUCUCAUACUGGUCAUAGCAUAAACGAUUGGGAUGAGCUAACUAGCCUCAUGCUUACUACAGCCGAGGGCUUGAGCCUACCUGUCGAGAGAGUGAUAGAAGACCUUUUACUCCCCAUACUCAGUUGUUCUCGAACAAAUGAGGAGUUAGAAAAUGAAGUAGGUCGAUCGAAUUUUCGAGAUCACUACCUGCCAUCCAACACGCCUUCAAAACGAAUGCCUUACUAUUGGACUUAA